AUGAAACGACUGAGCUUGUCCCGGUGUCUGGGUCCAUCACUCGGGCACCAGCUAUUUCAACUGUCCCUGUCUCUGCCUGUGUCUAUCUGUCUUUCUAUCUCUCUUUCGCUCGCUGUCCAUCGAUGUCUCUCUCUUGUCCUCUCUCUCUCUUGUCUUUUCUCUCUCUCUCUGUUCACCCCCCCUCUCUCUGUUCACCCCCCCUCUCUCUCUCUGUUCACCCCUCUCUCUCUGUUCACCCCUCUCUCUCUGUUCACCCCUCUCUCUCUGUUCACCCUCUCUCUCUCUCCAUGUUCACCCUCUCUCUGUUCCCUCUCGCUUGUCCUCACUCUCUUUCUCUGUUCCCCUCUCUCUCUUGUCCUCUCUCUCUCUUUCUCUGUUCCCCUCUCUCUCUUGUCCUCUUUCUCUUGUCCUCUCUCUCUUGACCUCUCUCUCUUUCUCUUGACCUCUCUCUCUUCUCUCCCUCUCUCUCUCUUGUCCUCCUCUCUCUCUCUCUCUUGUCUCUCUUUGUCCCUCUCUCCCUCUCUCUCUUGUCCUCUCUAUCUCUAUUCUUGUCCUCUCUCUCUAUCUCUAGUCCCCUCUCUAUCUCUUGUCCCCCUCUCUAUCUCUUUGUCACCCCCUCUCUAUCUCUUGUCACCCCUCUCUAUCUCUUGUCACCCCUCUCUAUCUCUUGUCACCCCUCUCUAUCUCUUGUCACCCCUCUCUAUCUCUUGUCACCCCUCUCUAUCUCUGUUCCCCCCCUCUCUCUUUUGUCCUCUCUCUCUAUCUCUCUGUUCUUCUCUCUUUCUUCCUCUUCCUUCUUUUUCUCCUUGA
Messenger RNA from Acanthosepion pharaonis, 810 nucleotides. The record is from the annotation of a GenBank genome assembly. Lineage: Eukaryota; Metazoa; Mollusca; Cephalopoda; Sepiida; Sepiidae.